CUCUGCUGCAUUAGAAGAAAUAAUACAUCAAUCAGUAUACGGUCGAGGUCGGGGUACCUGGGUACCUUGGAGACCUAGGUACCUAGGUACUUAUUGCUGGCCCGGGUACGGGGGACCCCUGCCAUCGCACAACUCCAUCUGACAGGACUGACGUAGCGCUGGUCAGGGGCUGAGGCGGAGCUCCAGUGCCCCUCUGUGGUAGUUCGCAGCCGGCCCUCUACUGUCCAAACCUCGUCCCAGACCGCACGCAGCCUCUGGGUCUGAUGUCGCCAACAACCAGCCGACAGGACCCCAAGACCCAGGCAACAUGGCCUCGUUCCUCCGAGGAAAGCAGGCGGGCAUGCAGAAGGACCUGUCUGCCGCCAUCCUCCCGCACCUCUUCGCCCCCGACGAGCAGGCACGCUUCGGCAUCAACUCGCAGAUCAGCUGCCUCGCCUACGAACCGGUCCAGUCCCUCCUCGCCGUCGGCACCAACGAGUCCAGGUUUGGCAGCGGGCAGAUAUACGUCUUUGGGCAGGGCAGGAUACAGAAAUACUUCCACCUGUCCAAGCCCGGGUCCAUCCGAAGCCUGCACUUCUCCGCAAAUAGGCUGAUCAGCCUCAACAGCAGGGGCGAGCUGACGAUAUGGGAUCUCGACACGGGCAAGAGGAUCGCCGGGGGCUCAUGUGGCAGCGCCGUCGUCACCCUCGUCACAGACCCCAUGCUCGACUGGGCCCUCAUCGGCCAGUCAACCGGCGAGGUCUCGGCCUACGACCUGGACCGCGAGAGGAUGUCUCCCUUCCGCACCCCAAACUUCUGGCGUGAGAAGGACCCAAAGUCCACCAUGGCACACCUCGUCUCCAUGCAGCUACACCCUCGCGACAUCGGCAAGUUGCUGGUAGCCUACACCCACGGCGCCGUCAUCUACUCCUUCAAGCAGAACCAGCCCACCAGGUUCUUCGAGUACGUCUUGGCCCCCGGCGCCCCCGGCGGGAACUCGGACAACGUCGACUCCCUGCGCAGGCCCAGGCUGCUACAUGCUGCCUGGCACCCCACGGGCACUUUCGUCUUGACCGCCCACGACGACGGCAGCCUCGUCUUCUGGGACCCCAAGGACGGCCGGGUCGUCAUGGCGAGGUCCAUCUACGACAUGGCUGUCGACCAGGUCACUUCGACUCCUCCGCCUCAGAGGCUCAUCCAGCCCUUCACCAAGAUCUCAUGGUGCUGCAAGGAGAACCCGGAUGAUACUGCCCUCCUCAUCGCCGGGGGCCAGGCAACCGACGAGCCGCAAAAGGGCUUGACCUUCCUGGAGCUGGGCCAGACCCCCGUCUAUGCUACCUCGUCCUGGCAGGCACUCAGCGACCACUUCAAGGCAAAGCGCCAGCAAACUCUGCCCAUCCCACCAGGCACCGACGUGACCAACUACUGCCUGAUCCCACGGUCAUCGCCUCACUUUGCCGGGGCUCAGGACCCGCUCGCCAUCCUGGCAACCCUCUCCUCGGGCGAGCUCAUCACCAUGAGCUUCCCCUCCGGAUAUCCAAUCAGCCCCACCAACCAGCUCCACCCCUCGCUGUCCUUCGUGCAUCCCUUCGUGACCAAGGUCGCAGUCUCGACUCUUGACCGGGGACGGUGGCUGGGGAUGAUAGAGAAGCGCAGCAAAGGCGAGGAUCUUGUCAAGGGGGGCGCCGAGGCCCCGAAGCCGCGAAGGCGAUACGAGGGCAGAAAUAUCAUACAGGUGGCCCACGCCGACAGCACCGUCCGCCUCUGGGAUCUCGGCCACGCCGAUGAGAUAGAGAAUCCCGCGCAACUGCAGGUUGAUAUCGCCAGGGCUCUCGGCCGGUUCGAAAACGUAGACGUGUCUGCCAUGCACCUAGCACCAACCACUGGUGACUUCGCAGCCGGUACCACCAGCGGUGAUGUUGUCAUCUACCGAUGGGGGGGAAACCACAACUUCGGCCAAGAGGACACCAAGCAGCUCGAGAGCAAUCCUGGCGGCCUGGUCGACAUCAGCUCGAGGACUGAGCCUUCUUUGAAGGAGGGUCUUCAGCCAUACGUCCUGUACGAGACCGGGCAGGGGCCAGUCACCGCCCUCUGUGUUUCCGAUGUCGGAUUCGUAGCUGUUGGUUCCGAGGGCGGUUCUAUCAGCAUCAUUGACCUGCGAGGCCCAUCUGUCAUUUUCAAGGCGUCCGUGGGAGAGCUCGCACAGAAGGAGAAGAGGUCGUCCUUCCUCAGGGGCCACUCGAGCGCUACCGCCACAAAGGACCACCCGGUUGUGAUUGAGUUUGGAAUAAUGACACUCGAUGAUGACAAAUACUCUAGCAUCGCAUGCUUCGUGGGCACCGCUCAGGGUAAAGUGGCCACGUUCAAGCUCCUGCCCUCUGGAAACAGCUAUUCGGUGGAGCUGGCCGGCGUUGCGAGCCUUGGCGACAAGAUCAUCGCGCUCUGUCCGAUCCAGGCUGACACCGGCCGGCCUGCUGCAGCUACUCCAGAAGUGAUGGGCGGCCUAAGGAGCGGCCACCACGUCAAUGGCGUGCUGGUAGUUGCUACUCAAACUGAGGCCCGUAUUUUCAAGCCGUCUAGUUCCAAGGGAGCCUCCAAAUCCUUUGACGAUGUCCUUUGCGACGCAGCCGCUAUCACCGACUUUGAGUUGCACGGUUUCGCGCUGGUGGCCACCUUCGGCGAUGGUAGCGCUCGCGCAUUCUCUCUGCCAGGCCUGAAAGAGAUCAGCAAGGCCCCGCUCCCCAUGCUCGACCCCACCCGAAGCACCAGCAGCAUCGUCUCCUCGACCGGAGAUAUCAUCGGAUGGGCUGGGCCUUCCGAACUUGUCGUCAUUCCCGUAUGGGGCACGGGCAAAGGCAAGGACCAUCUCAACAACGACGACAAGCUUGUCAACCCCGAGGCCGUGAUACCGCCCCGCCCAACGAUUUCCAACGUGCAGUGGCUGUCGGGGACGCAAUAUGUGUCGCCGACAGACCUCGACCUGCUGAUUGGUGGGCCCGACAGGCCGGCCUCGAAGAGGAUGAUGGCGGCAGCAGCGGAGGAGGCAAGGUUGGCCAGGGGAGGCGCGGGUGCAAGUUCUUCCGGGACUGGAGCAGCAAAUGAGGGAUGGGGCGAGUAUCUGCAGCGACAACUCAACGAAAGGACGGAGAAACUAAACCUCAUGGGAGACAACAUGGAGAGCCUCAACGAUCAGAGCCAGGGCUGGGCCGAUGAUGUGAACAAAUUCAUUGGCAAGCAAAAGAGGAACGUGGUGAUGGGAGGACUGAAGUCCAAGUUUUUCUGAUCCCGGCGCUCGGGUUUAUUCAUUUGACGGCACGGCUUAGAGAUAUCCAGGUAUAUUUUCUAUUCUUCUCAUUUGGCUCUCAGAGUCUUGCGCGACGCUCAAGCAAGGACUUGUGUUUCUGUGACGCGUCUUGGAACCCGAUCCCGUCUGAGUGAUCAGCCUUGCGAGAUCCAUGACACCACGCAACUGGGCUGAGUAUCACUGCAUUAGAGACUCCUAACAUGAUUGCAAUCAAAAAAAGAGUGGCACAGCAAAAGGCCAAGACCAGCAGGUCGGCCUUUGCACUGCUCGAGUCGAUGUGAGGCUUCAUGUGCUCGACGGCCCAGACCAAGCUGCCCAUGCAUAUCGCUUGAGAUCCCACAAAUGCGCCGAGCCAGUGUAACAGGUCAUUGUCGGAGAUCGGUCUCAUCAUAUUUUCUGUCCUCUGUUGUUCGCUUUCUUUUGUUGACUUCGUAGCUUGAACUCCCUGGGUUCUGGACUGGUGGAUUGUGUGUGCUCAAGGACAGGGAGCGAAGAGCGCUCGGUCCAAGGAUAGAAACGAUGGGCUUUAAUAUACUCUCGGUCGCACGUAAUCAGCCACUAACUCUCAGUUAUUGUCACACAUUUGCGAGUCACUGGAUCUUCUUGGUAUGUAAAAAGACACUACUCACUUUGUUUUCGGCGCGCAGAUUUUCUAGUACUGCUCUUGAA
Molecule: messenger RNA, 3952 nt
Organism: Diaporthe batatas
Lineage: Eukaryota; Fungi; Ascomycota; Sordariomycetes; Diaporthales; Diaporthaceae
Exons: 3
Coding region: 308-3262 (984 amino acids)
Biological process (GO): regulation of protein secretion; establishment of cell polarity; regulation of exocytosis
Cellular component (GO): plasma membrane; cytoplasm
Molecular function (GO): myosin II binding; syntaxin binding; GTPase activator activity
Source: RefSeq, a predicted model, not a curated record